Hypoxylon fragiforme is the source of this 2200-nucleotide messenger RNA. Its product is annotated as RNA polymerase III RPC4-domain-containing protein. The transcript is spliced from 3 exons. The record is from RefSeq and is a predicted model, not a curated record. Gene Ontology annotation, biological process: transcription by RNA polymerase III. NCBI's taxonomy places the organism in Eukaryota, Fungi, Ascomycota, Sordariomycetes, Xylariales, Hypoxylaceae. Bases 232 to 1935 code for a protein of 567 amino acids. Gene Ontology annotation, cellular component: RNA polymerase III complex. Gene Ontology annotation, molecular function: DNA binding.
AUUCAACUCUAAAUAAAGUUAUUAGCGUUUAACAUUUCACGUCGUUCCAAACCUUCAGUCUCGCAUUCACUCUUACUUUUCCUUUUCCUUUUACUUUUGCUUUUACUUUUACUCUUAUUUGUAAACAAAUAAACAUUGAACUAUAUAAAUCAUCAUUCAUCUCUUCACUCCGAAUACAAACACACCCACAACCCAGACUCAUUAUUAACCAUCAUUUAUGAUAUAAACAUCAUGCCUCCUCGUGGUUCAUCCGCUACUGGCGGAAGAGGUGCAAGGGGUGGUGGACGGGGUGGAAGAGGAAGAGGUGCAGCCAGAGGUGCUAUUUCGAGUGUCGAAAGUGCCACUCCUCAGGUUGAGGCAGAUACACAGCCCACCCAAAUUCCAUCACAAGCCCCACCCCCCGCUGAUGGAGGUGACGCAUCGAUGCAAGAUGCGCCAUCAAAUCCAUCACCAGCACAAAGCCCAGCUGUAUCUAUCCCUUCCAGUGCCAGGCAGUCUAUGACACCUAGUGCUACGUCCUCACGCGCUACUGGCAGAUUCAGACCUAAGAACGUUCGACGUGAUGCCGCAGAGCGAGCAAGACUAGAGGAAGAGAGAAACCGAGAUCUAGCCAUGAAGAUUAAAGAAGAGGAAAAAGAACUACGAGCGGAGGAACGAAGGGCACAACGAGGCCGAGGUCGAGGAAGAGGAGAUAGAGGCCAGCGCGGAUUCAUGCGGCGAACUGUCAUGGCAUCUGGCCCCUUCUCGUCGAUUGAUCAAACAAACGUUAAAGGAGUUGGUAGAGGAUCAGGAGGAGGAGGAGGAAGAGGAGGCGAAGGCGGCUCUUCCUCAAAGGCCCAUUUCCCUCCCGAUUUUAACUCUUCCAGAUAUCGACCUAGGCGGGAUCAUGAAGAACGAGUUAAUAUUGAUCUUCUUAAUGAACUUGACCCAUCUAAUGAAGACGAAACAUCUCGUCAACCAUCUCGCUUCUCGCAAAAGUCGUUCGGCAGUCUUCCAGUUGGCCUUCCCCGAACGCUUCACGAAGAUGACGAAGUGAAAGUUAAGACCACGGCAGAGCUUGAAGCAGAGGAACGCCAAUCAUCCGACGAUGAAGACAUGUUCAUAUCCCGGGCAGCUAAGGACUUACUACAUAUUGGAUCGGACCAGGACGGGGAUAGUUGGCACGCGGCCCCUAGGAGUGAGGGUGGAGUUAAGGAUGAGCCCGGCACGGGAUCAGAUAUGAUGGAUAUAGACAUGGCCGACAUACCGGAAGCUGUUAAGCAACCAUCUUCUCCAGAAGUCAAGAAGGCGACCAUCAGUAACGAGGAUAGUGUCGCUAUCGCACAACAGAGACGCAAAGAAAAAGCGGCUAAGGAUCCUGAGAUUUUGCAGACCGUAUACGACUUGGAAGCUCAGCUACAAGAACUUAGCUUCCGUCCCCGCGCUGAAACAGAGGAGGAGGGCAACACAGACAAGGCAGAUAAGGCACAAGAGAAAGACGAUGUGAUGUACCUCUUCCAACUACCACCUAUUCUCCCACCACUAGUCAACCCUUUCGAGGAAUUAGCCGAGGAGGUAGGGCAGAACGGUAACUCGAACACUCGCAACAAGAUGAAGACCGAGGAUGGCGCCGAGAAGGAGAAGAAGGCGUACAAUCCUUUUGGAACCCUUCCGCCCGAGGGCGGUCUCAUCGGCAAACUAAACGUGCGCCAGUCGGGUAAAAUAGAGAUGGACUGGGGCGGCACGCCCAUGACUAUCGGUAUGGGAGCGGACACCGGAUACCAGAUGUCGGCCAUGGUGAUCGAGCAGAAUAUCGACCUCCAGAACCCAGAAGCCAGCACCGGCACCGCCUACGGUAUGGGCGAUGUGGUCCGCAAGUUCGUUGUGGUUCCGGUGUGGGACGAGGAGGAGGAUUGGGAUCCUAGCCUUGAUGGCAUCGACGGCCUGGACGAAUGAUAUCAAUAAUGAGUAUUAUUUAGGAUAUUAUCCUGUACAUUGGGCGUUAGUUUGUUCCUGGGCGCUAUGAUGCUGUUACUAGAACUAUUCACGAAAAAGUUGGACUGUGAAUGAACCUCACCUGCUAGGUAAGGUAGGGUCAAUGUACAUGGGAUAACGUUUCCAAGGUUGGCAAAGCUCUCGUUAGGUGGCCUUCGGCUUUAGGUGGCAUAGAACGAGAUACAUACUCGGAUAAUCUUGAAGUUUACCUAACUACCUACCUGGU